AUGUCUUCAAGUAUUCCCCUCAAAAGGACGAAAUCGGACAAGCCUAGAGGUCCAUUAAAGGCUUUUCAUCUUCCUAACUCUUCUUCGACACCACAUAUGUCUAAAAAGAAACUUGAUGGUCGAAAUGGACCCAAGACCUACUGGACAGAUAGUGAAGAUAGCUCUCGUCUUUUGAGUACUGCGGAAUGUAGUUCUCAGUCAACAGGUUCACCGGGAUCAAUAGAUGAAAACGUCCUUUCUAAGAAUCCUUCCCCAAUUGGUGUGGAGAAAAGCAGUUUAAAACAGCACUUUCCCGUAAUUGUAGGAAUUAAGCGCAACAAUAGUCAUCUAUUUGAUCAAAAGAAAGAUGUUGAGAAUUGUGGAAACUUUCCCUGUGCGUGCUGCUGCUCCCCUGUCUUACCCCCAAAGCGAGCUCAUGUUGUCAUGGGGGCAGAAGGACUCAAACUACUCAGGGGAAUCCCAUCUCCCUUUAAACACCUCAACCCGUCAGCAACUCCCCCUGAAACAUCUCUUGCGCCUGUGUGCCCUGUCCCAAUGCCACCAUCGUUCCUCACUCCUCAGCCUCAUCUUGAUUUGGAUUUCCCUGGUCGUCGGUCCAUCGCUUCACAGACAUCCCCCCUUGAGAUAGAUAAAAAGAAAUCUAAACGAAGGAGUUCAAGUGCUAACGGAGGUGGGGUUCUAUCAUCAAUCAAGAAGAAAAUUACCAGCCUCAAAAGUUCAAUAAGCACAGACAAAUUCCCAUCAAGAGCUCUAUUUCGUGAUAUCCCAAGCCCCAUGAAAAUUGCUAAGCCAACUAAUUCUUCAAGCGAAGUUACCACAUGUACACUCCUUCAAAGGUUUCCUGAUGGAAGCCGAGUGGUUCAGCUGAGACGAGCCUGCCCUUCUGCUCAAUUCGGACUCUAUGUUCGAGAUGAUGAGGAUAAAGGCAUGAUAGUGAGUCGGAUAGGAUUAAUAAAAUUCUCAGAGAAAAACAACUUUUUGAAUCGUGGAGAUCGUGUGCUGGAAGUUGAACACAUACCCUCUUCAAAACUCGAUUGUGAUGGGAUGCGAAAACUCCUAGAUGGACGUUUAACAGCAACGUUAAAAGUAGCCGACUCUUCCAGGCAUAACGAACAUCACAACUAA
Molecule: messenger RNA, 1125 nt
Organism: Rodentolepis nana
Lineage: Eukaryota; Metazoa; Platyhelminthes; Cestoda; Cyclophyllidea; Hymenolepididae
Source: the annotation of a GenBank genome assembly